Messenger RNA from Amoebophrya sp. A120, 762 nucleotides. NCBI's taxonomy places the organism in Eukaryota, Dinophyceae, Syndiniales, Amoebophryaceae. The record is from the annotation of a GenBank genome assembly.
UAAUGUUGUCACUUUCGCUUUUACAGUGGACGCUGAAAGGCGGAGGAAAUGCGCAGCCUCCUUACAUAUCGCGCAGAUCAUGUAUCGGCCGUGCAUAGCCUCGUCGUAUACGCCCGCCACCGGUGUUGCUAGCUAUCGGACAUCCCGGGGAAACAAGCAUGCGACCGGUCACCAAUGCUCCACCAUCGCAGUGCUGGACUGGGGCCCCACGAACCUGGCCUUCGUGCAACCACGGGAACCAGUGCUACUGAAGGGGUUCACCUGGUUGCCCGAGGGCCCGGAGCUGCCGCCGUUCCUUGGAACCGUGGGGAAGCCGGAGUGGAUUCUGAAGACCCAAGUGCGGUAUGCCUUGUCACAGUACACGGACCUGCAGAGAUGCAUCCGCAACCUGCAGCGGUGUUACAACUUCCCGUAUCCUGAGGCCGUCGUAAGAAAAAGAAAAAUCCCCCCACCCCAUAUCAAAUUGGAAAUCUGUGAUGCAGGAUUUGUGUACACAAAUCAGCUUUGUAUUGCAGGAAGGCACUGCGGCCAGAUCCCCAGGCUAUGUAGGGGCGUAUCGGUCUAGUUGUUCAGCAUGGCAAACGGCUGCCCUUUAGGCCCAACAGCAUGACAAAGCGCUUCCAUAAUGGGGGCGAAGCUUUUGCCCUUGUCUUCUUGCAAGACAAAUGUGAUUUGUGGCCUCACAUCAGCAACGCAAAUUUUUCGGAAACAUGCCCUUUCGAUAUGGGGAGGGGGAGUUUUUCCUUUCAAUACAUCGGCUAC